Molecule: messenger RNA, 2341 nt
Organism: Thamnophis sirtalis
Lineage: Eukaryota; Metazoa; Chordata; Lepidosauria; Squamata; Natricidae
Gene: SHH
Product: sonic hedgehog signaling molecule
Biological process (GO): protein autoprocessing; smoothened signaling pathway; cell fate specification
Molecular function (GO): patched binding; calcium ion binding
Source: RefSeq, a predicted model, not a curated record
GGCGGGCGGGCAGGCAGGCAGGCAGCAGGAGAGAAGGAAGGGAGAAGCCAGGAGCCGAGGGAAGAGGGCAACUCCCGGGCGAGGAAGGCAGCAGCGGGCGCGCUCUCUUGACACUCACCCGCACUCACCCGAGCCACGAGCCCGGUAGAGCGCAGGGGGCGGCGAGGGGGGAAGCCGAAGGGGCCGCUUGCUCCGUGGACGGCAUGCUGCUUCUGAGAAGAACUGGGCUCCUCCCGCUGUGCCUAGGCGCGCUUUUCCUCUCCGCCGGGCUGGCUUGCGGGCCGGGCCGGGGUUUCGGCAAGAGGAGGCACCCGAAGAAACUGACCCCUUUAGCCUACAAGCAGUUCAUCCCCAACGUGGCCGAGAAGACGCUGGGCGCCAGCGGCAGAUACGAGGGGAAGAUCACUCGGAACUCGGAGCGCUUUAAAGAGCUGACCCCCAAUUAUAAUCCGGACAUUAUUUUUAAGGACGAGGAGAACACGGGAGCCGACCGGCUGAUGACCCAGCGAUGCAAGGACAAGCUGAACGCGCUGGCCAUCUCCGUCAUGAACCAGUGGCCGGGCGUCAAGCUGCGCGUCACGGAGGGCUGGGACGAGGACGGCCACCACUCCGAGGAGUCGCUGCACUACGAGGGCCGCGCAGUGGACAUCACCACCUCGGAUCGGGACCGCAGCAAGUACGGCAUGCUGGCUCGCCUGGCCGUCGAGGCCGGCUUCGACUGGGUCUACUACGAGUCCAAGGCGCACAUCCACUGCUCCGUCAAGGCCGAAAACUCGGUGGCUGCCAAAUCGGGUGGCUGCUUCCCUGGUUCUGCCUGGGUGAACCUGGAAGGAGGAGGCACAAAGCUGGUGAAAGACCUUCGUCCAGGUGACCGAGUUCUGGCGGCAGAUGUGCACGGACAGCUGUUCUACAGUGAAUUCCUAGCCUUCUUGGACCGAGAGGACCCUCCUGUCCACAAACUCUUCUACGUGAUUGAGACCCAAACACCCCACGCCCGCCUCUUACUCACCGCUGCCCACCUGCUAUUUGUGGCCCCACCACACAAUCAUUCCCACUCCCAACCCCAGCCUAUCUUCGCUAGCCGUGUGCAGCCUGGACAACAUGUCUAUGUGCUGGCCCAAGGGGGUCAGACCCUGUUGCAAGCGGCAGUGCACCGUGUGUCCCUGAAGGAGGAGGCCUCGGGAGCUUAUGCCCCACUCACCGCUCAGGGCACCAUUCUCAUCAACCAGGUGCUGGCUUCCUGUUAUGCUGUCAUUGAGGAGCACAGCUGGGCUCAUUGGGCAUUUGCGCCUUUCCGCAUAGCUCACACAGCCUUGGCAGUGCUGAAUCCUGAGGGUCUCUCCUCCCCUCUCCUUUUUCCAGCUGCUGUACCAGAAGAGGGUUCCUCAUUGGCUGGAGUCCACUGGUACUCCCGCCUCCUCUACUACAUUGGCCGCUGGAUUUUGGGUUCUGAAAUGAUGCACCCAUUGGGCAUGGCCAGCUGAGAGUGACAGCUGGCAAGUCCACUUAUACCCAUUUGAAGAUUAAAAUAGUACCAAUGGGGUGGGGGAAACUAAGAUGAAGAAAGAAAGAAAGAAAGAAAAGAAAGAAAGAGAAAGAAAGAAACAAAAAAAGAAAGAAAGAAAGAAAGAAAGAAAGAAAGAAAGAAAGAAAGAAAGAAAGAAAAUUUAACAAUAAUAGUAGGACGCUCCAAAGUAGACUUCAAGAAACAGGAAGAACCAAGGAAGUUUUUGUUUUAGUUUAUAAAUAUAAAUAUAUAUAUUAUAUUUUUAUUUGAUUUAUAUUUUUUGUCUGUUUUGUUGUCCUCAUCUCUUGGAUAUUUAUUUGUUUGGUAUUUUUAAAUAGAUGUUUUAAGGAAUAUGAACCCAACUUCAAGAGCCUUAAAUAGUUUCUUUGAUAAUUUAUUAUCAUGUGAAUUGUACACUCACAGGGAAAAGCAAAUUAUUUUGCGCUGCCUAGCAAAACUGCACAGAGUUCUAUUUUUCUAUGUAUGUCCAGAAUUUCGAAAAGCAAAAUGCCUCUCCUUCUUCCAACUAUCCAUGGAUUUGCUCAGGGAUGUCCGCAGUGAGCAGUGAACACAAAUCAAGAUGGCGGAUGAGAGGAUGUGAUUGAAGCUCCGCCUACUUUUUACAAAACAAAAACUAGGUAGAGUUUUGAUCAUACCUUAAUGGCCGCCAUUUUCACUUUUUUGACAGACCCUGCAGACCUCCCCUCCCCCCCUCCGGAUUUGAUCUUUCCCAAUAGCCAGACUCAGAACAAAAGACACAACGAAGGGGGAGGGGGAAUCCGUAAAUUAUAUUUUUAUACACAGAAUUGUAAAUUCGUGGUUUUUCUGUUUUUG